Macroventuria anomochaeta is the source of this 2271-nucleotide messenger RNA. RefSeq lists its product as uncharacterized. Bases 1 to 2271 code for a protein of 756 amino acids. The transcript has 2 exons. NCBI's taxonomy places the organism in Eukaryota, Fungi, Ascomycota, Dothideomycetes, Pleosporales, Didymellaceae. The record is from RefSeq and is a predicted model, not a curated record.
AUGCGCUCGAGAAGUAACACCGCUACUUCUACAGCUUCUUCGAUCAUAUCAUCUGGUCAUGCGGACAUGGCUGCAUACGACCACGUCUCUCCUGGUUCCCCACCUGCACUUCGUCAUGUUGGCAGCCACAGCCGUCUUGACCACGGCGGCCCAAGGAGGUCAAUGUUUCGUGGAAAGAUGGGUAAAAGGUUGAGCGAAUCAAUUGGAAGUGGCGUAGAAUUCGACGACUACCAGGAGGCAGAUGCUGGGAGGAAACGAGCAUCGUUCCUGCGAAAACGAAAGGGCACUAAUGAGUCUGAGAUGUUACAACACGAGCUCAAGAACCGCAUCUCGAGUCCUUUCGACUUCCAGCACCUGACACAUGCCGACCGAUGUCAGGUAGCAGCGCUAGAACAAACCCCCGGAUCCGUGUUGGUUGCUGGGUGGGCCGAACGUGCUGCACAAAUGUCUGCUUCGGGAACACAAGGAGCUGUCAGCUCUCGCAACAUAUCGACCGAGAACUUGACGACAUUCGAGCCAGGCUCGGCUACGAUCGUUGGUCCUAAGUCACCGUCCCAAAGCCCAAUUCUAAGAAACUGGCAACAAUCAGAAUCUUAUACUGGCUCAUCACCAUCUCGACCAGGGCUUCGACUGACCCGGUCCGUGGAAAGCUUCUCGCAACCCGGUGUAAAUCUUCGUGCCCACCAACACUCAUCCUCCGUCAUUGCAUCCACAAGAACCUCGUCCCUCUUACCAACAUCAUCCGUUCAUAACAUACCUGAGGAAGGGCCAUUGAAACAGAUUUCAGCCGUAUCACCGGCCGCUCGUUCAAAGAGACAUUCAGGAAUAUGGGAUGCAUUCACCCUGUCAGCUACAGCGCCAACGGAUCAGCUUCCAGGAAUAGAUGAAGACUCCAUGCUCGUCGGCAACGCUGUUACAACACCGGACGACUCUGCAAUUCAGGCUAUGACGCCACCGUUCAGCCCCAGUCUCGAGGAUGUUGCAGAAGAGCCAGAGCGUUUCGUCAGCCCCAGACCUGCGCCCCAACCGCCACGGCUGAGAACUCCAACAUCUCCCAAGUCACCCUUCUUGGAGUCAUUCUCUUUUAACAGCCAGCGCUCACCAGGUGUAAGGACUCGACCGAGGGGCAAUUCACGCGCUUCACCAAAGUCUUCCAAUUUGAGAAACUUGACUGCUCGGCCUAGCUCACAGACGUCAGAGACUCUAGGCUCGCCCAGCUUGGUACGUGAGAGCCCUAUCCCAAGACCAACGGUGACCCGUCGCAAGUCGAACACUUGGCGUGCUAUUGAAGAGUCAUGGGAAGAGGACGUCGACUAUAUCUAUGAGCACGCCCUGGAAGCUGAUUGCGACAACGACUGGGACUGUGUGUCUGAGGAUGAGAGUUUCGCUGAUCGACACCAUGCCCUGACACGAGCAGUUAAUAAGGAAAGGCUUCUGGUGCGGCAGGCCUCCGAGCCGGUGCAUCCUUCUACCAGCAGUAAGCCGACAUUCCAAUUGCAACUGCCAUUUCCCUCGUUGCACCUGCCUCCGAGCAACGACAGCGUUCCAGACUUAGGUUCCACAUCUGCGGCAUCAGCUUCUACAGCAGGAACGGGAUUGCAAACACCUUUCCAUGAGUCCGAAGGAUUUAUUUUGAGCCCAUCGCUUCUGCUUCCUCAGGUCUAUAAGGAAGCAGCAGAGACCUCGUAUGAAGAUAUCCUGAAGGAGUAUGAUGGUUCUGACUGCCACUUUUCUAUCAUGGACCUAGAUGAAAGCGCCACGAGCUCAACCCGCAGCAGUCGCGCCCGCUUCAGCCGCCGAAGUUCGUAUGACAGCAGCCUGAUGUCGUCUGCCCAAAGCUCCGGUCUAUGGAGCUCCCCAGUCCGACGCUCGGCAAGCUCUGCUGGAAGUCUUCCAGAGCUUGUCCACUCACGUCACACUCGACAGAACUUUAGUCUUGUCGUCGACAAGCUCUCAGAGCAGGUCGCAUCACUAGAGGCAUUCGGCAGUGACAAUGAGGAGGAUGACGAUGUCACCCCUCCAGGACCAUCGCGUCUCUCAGCAGACCAAACCUUCUUCACCCCAGCGCAAGACCUGUCUGAUAACCAGAGCUACCAGCGCAACAAGCACUCUCAUAAGCAGGCCCUGUCAGACGGCGCAGCUCAGCUGCUCACCUCGGCCGGAAAUGCGAAGCCUCGCAGCCGAGCGGCGACCAUCAGCUACAACAACGGGGAGGAAUUUUUGCAUCUCUUCCCCACACCACCCUCGUUUUCUCCUCGCAUUACCAACUAG